Striga asiatica is the source of this 2087-nucleotide messenger RNA. Lineage: Eukaryota; Viridiplantae; Streptophyta; Magnoliopsida; Lamiales; Orobanchaceae. The record is from the annotation of a GenBank genome assembly.
GUACGAGUACGUUAAUGUAUCCUUUUUUAUUUUAGGAUCAUCGUUUAGAUUCAGAUUCAGUACAACUCUUCCGACCGGCGGCGGCCGCCGCAAUUCCACCACCACGAAUCCAUACACGUUCGCUUUAUUGACCCGACCCGCCGCAGUCGAACUAUUCUAUUUCCCAUUCGUACGAAAAAACCCGACCCGAAAAUAAAAGGACACCCCAAUUAACGGUGGGUCUUCGCCCGGGCGCGCCUAGCUGCCCUCGAACAGCGAUGGUAAUUCUAUACGAAACCCUAAGCCCUCUCGGCGCCACCGAGGCGGCGCCUGCGUCUUCCCAAUCGAAGCCCUACAUCGUCCUCCGCAACCAGAUCUCCGUCGCCGGCGAUGGAGAGCCUUUGCGGGAAUCUGCAGCCCCAGAUUACUUCUCCCUCGAUAUGAAGGGAGCCGAGGAUAGGGAGACCUCAGUUGUAGCAGCUCCUCCUCCGCCUCCUCAGUUGGCGGAAACUGCAGCUCCGGCGGAGGAGAGGACGCCAGAGGGCAGGUGGUCUCGUGCUAAUUAUCGCUUCAAAAGCCCAAUGAUGAGGCUUCAUAAAGAGAUACUUGAUUUUUGUGAUUUUCUAUCACCAACGCCAGAGGAGCAAGAAUCUAGGAAUGCUGCUGUAGAAUCUGUGUCUGGUGUUAUCAAAUUUUUGUGGCCUAGUGCUGAGGUGGAAGUUUUCGGAUCUUUUAAGACUGGGCUUUACAUUCCUUCUAGUGAUAUUGAUGUUGUCAUAUUGGGUUCAAAUGUUAGAAGUCCUCAGAUGGGUCUGCGUGCUCUUUCUAGGACAUUAUCUCAAAGAAGAAUUGCAAAGGAGAUACAGGUCAUUGCAAAGGCACGGGUACCAAUUAUCAAAUUUGUGGAAAGGAAAAGUGGCGUGGCAUUUGAUAUAAGUUUUGAUGUUCAAAAUGGACCAAAAGCUGCAGACUAUGUUAAGGAUGCUGUAUCUAAAUGGCCACCACUAAGGCCGUUGUGUAUGAUUUUGAAGGUCUUCUUGCAGCAAAGAGAGUUGAAUGAGGUGUACACAGGUGGAAUCGGAUCUUAUGCUCUUCUCUCUAUGCUUAUAGCGAUGUUACGGACUCACCAUGAUCGUCAAGCUUCUCCCGAGCGUAACCUAGGAGUGUUACUGGUGAACUUUUUUGACAUGUAUGGGUGCAAGUUGAAUAUAGUUGAUGUUGGUGUAUCUUGCACUGGUGAAGGCGUUUUCUUCCCAAAAAGUAAUAAAGGGUUUUUAGUUGAAGGUCAACCACCUCUUAUCGCCAUUGAGGACCCACAGGCUCCAGACAGCGACAUUGGGAAGAACUCCUUCAACUAUAAUCAGGUGAAAGUUUUCUUCAACGUCAUUGUAGGCAUAGGGUGCGACAGUGCAUCAUUAGCUGUUGGCACAAAGCUAUUUUCGUACGUUGGAUUACGAAGUCUUUUCAAGACUUGGCCCAUUGGCAAAUCAGACUUAAAUUGGGGAGAAGGAACCACCUAUGCGAGAUCAGCAUUUGCAUUGGCGUUCACCACUUUAACCAACCCGAAGGCCUUAGCCCGAAUCGGCCCGAACAAGAGCAUCCUUAGCACUAUCAUUAGGCUGGAUGCUGUGCUGCUUAAUCGGAAGGGCAGGCCUAGUGGAAAUCUGGUGCUCGGCAACUUGUUCCCGGGCACUUUAGCUGACCAACUGCUCGUUAAUGGUGUGGCAAAACUGUCGGGCAAGAAAAGGAAGGCUCGAAAGGAGAAGAAGAAAGCUGUUAAGAAGGUGGCCAUGGCCCACGGGCCUGACAUGAGUACGGCCGUCCAGUCAGUGGCCGGAAAUCUAAUGGUAAGUGUUGAGGGUACUUCAAUUCAGAUGUGUACUGUUAAGGGACAGAUGAAGCCAAUUGCCCUUAAGGUAUUGGGAGUGUUGAUAUUCUACGGUGGUAUGAAAAAUGGAGUUCGUGCACUGUGCAAACAUAGCAUUAACUUGGAAUCAGUUAGUCUUGUACCUGACCGUCAGGCGACCUACCUUACCAUUAGGCUAGACAUGGCCAAAGGGCCGCCCGGUACUGACCCGGCACGGACCCGGACUGGUCAAACCUGUUGA